Messenger RNA from Elgaria multicarinata webbii, 2978 nucleotides. RefSeq names its product cathepsin F (gene CTSF). Gene Ontology annotation, molecular function: cysteine-type endopeptidase activity; cysteine-type endopeptidase inhibitor activity. The record is from RefSeq and is a predicted model, not a curated record. The transcript is spliced from 14 exons. The coding region runs from base 3 to 1454 and encodes 483 amino acids. NCBI's taxonomy places the organism in Eukaryota, Metazoa, Chordata, Lepidosauria, Squamata, Anguidae. Gene Ontology annotation, cellular component: lysosome.
CGAUGGCGCCGUCGACGUCGCUUCUCUGCUGCUGCUGCUGCUGCUGCCUCCUGCUGCCGCACUUGCUGCCCGCCGGCGCCGCGCCGGGGGCCGCCGUGGAGGUGGACGUGAGGGGCGGCGCGGUCCUGGCGGCGGCGCGCUUCGCCUUGGCCCAGGCCUUCGAGCGGGGCGAUGGCGGAGGCGGAGCGGGGGGCUUCUGGGCGCUGCGCACAGCCAAGACCCAGGUGGUGAACGGGAUCAAAUACUACCUGGACGUCACCCUGCUGUCGAGCCAGUGCAAUGGGAACCACGCACCAGGCCGAGAUACUUCCAAUUAUGCCGCUGCAGGCGAGCCAAAGCAGAUGUCCUGUCAUUUUGAGGUCUGGAGUCAGCCCUGGGCAAGCAAGAAGACACUGGUUAAGCAAGAGUGUCACCCUUCUGAGCCAUCUGAGGUAGUCCAGGCAGCAAAACUAGGCAAGUGGGAGGUGUUUCAUCCCAAGGCAUCUGCUAUGGAAGUUGAGGAGUCAUUGCAGGGGGAGAGGUUUCUGCAGAAUACCUCCAUCCAUCUGGUUUCCCUCUUCAAGGAUUUUCUGAAUACCUACCAGAAGAGCUACAAGGACAAAAUAGAAACGGAGAGGCGCUUCCGAAUAUUUGCUGAGAAUCUGCAGAAGGCCCGGAUGGUUCAGGAAUUGGAUCAGGGUACAGCAGAAUAUGGAGUCACCAAAUUCAGUGACCUGACAGAGGAGGAGUUCCGCUCUACAUAUUUGAACCCACUGCUGUCCACACUGCCUGGCCGGCCUAUGAAGCUAGCCACCAUCCCCAGGGACACAGCCCCUGACGAAUGGGACUGGCGAGACCACGGGGCUGUCACAGCUGUCAAGAACCAGGGCGACUGUGGCUCUUGCUGGGCCUUCUCGGUAACAGGCAACGUGGAAGGCCAGUGGUUCCUACACAAGGGCUCCUUGGUCUCCCUCUCUGAGCAAGAGCUGCUGGACUGUGACGCCGUCGACAAAGCCUGCAGAGGAGGGCUGCCGUCCACUGCAUACGAGGCCAUUGAGGGGUUAGGUGGCCUAGAGACCGAGCGUGAUUACCACUACGAGGGCUUUGAGCAGAAGUGCGGGUUCUCCAAGGAUAAGGUGGCCGUUUACAUCAAUAGCUCUGUGGAGAUCUCCCGGGAUGAGAAAGAGAUUGCUGCCUGGCUGGCAAAGAAUGGCCCGAUCUCCAUUGCUCUGAACGCCUUUGCCAUGCAGUUCUACAGAAAGGGAGUCUCCCACCCCUUCUUCCUGUUCUGCAAUCCCUGGAUGAUUGACCACGCAGUACUCCUGGUGGGCUAUGGCACAAGUGGGCAUACUCCAUUCUGGGCUAUCAAGAACAGUUGGGGCGAGGACUGGGGGGAGAAGGGCUAUUACUACCUGUACCGCGGCAGCCGAGCCUGUGGCAUGAACACGAUGUGCAGCUCCGCCGUGGUGGAUUAGGCGCUGGGGGACCCUCUGCUGCCUCUCUGUCUGAAUCACCGCCCUGCUGGCUGCCCCUCUAGCACUGAGACCAGGACCGGGGCAUCUUCCUUAGACAUGAUCCUGACCCAGUUAGCCAGACACCUUUUCUGCUCACUGUCUUCCCAAAUAGCCCUGGUUAGGCAUCUCAUGCCUGUUGGGGAAGGCCCAGCCUCCUGGCUGUUACUGACUGCCUGGGAGCCCUUUGUCUUAGGGUAGAUCCAUUCACUAGUCCCCUUUCCAGCUGGAGCAGGUUCCUUUGGGAGGCUUUGUGUGAGGGACAGGCCUCUUGGUGUAGAGGGGAUGGCGAACCACGAUCUCCAUCCAUGAUGCAGUGAAAGGGACGUGCUCCUCUGGAACAGCCAGGCCUUUGGCUGCUCUGUGCUCUGAACCUCUUUGGUUUUAAUUUUUAAUUUUUUUUUUUUAAAAAAGGUCAUUGCUGAGCUACUUAGAAUCAUAGAAUAGAGUUUGAAGGGGCCUCUAAGGCCAUUCCUGCUCAAUGCAGGAAUCCACCUUAAAGCAUUAUUAGAAGGCAAACUGAGAAAUGGAAGGAAAGGGCUUAGUUCAGGGGCCGGCCAUCAGUGGAGCCCCAGAACUCAGGCCUUGGUGCCAUUUCUCAACCACGGGACUCUGGCUAAAUAGGAGGGGUCGUAGGACCUGGGUCAGUUUCCAGUUAAAGGAUCUCAGAAAGCAGGGAUGGGAAUGACCGACCCCCCACCCCCACUCCCGCCAUCUGAGAGCGGCUCCCAGCUUGAGCAGGCAAGGGUGUGCUGGAUGAGCCCAUGGUCUGACUCAGUCUGAGAGCUCCCUGCGUUCGUAUAACUUAACGAAACCUACUCAUACUUCAGAUAGAUCUUCUGAGGAUCUCUUUUACACACUAACUUGAUAGGUCCCUGUUCCUCGUCCUAUGAAUAAGUGUGAGAGUGAAUUUUCCCUUGUUCUUGGAGAAGAGGGAAGAGAAUGUUUGAAAUCACAGCUAUCUCUAACAAGUGCUGCUCUAGGGAAGUCAAAGGCGCUCUCUUUCUCUCUCUCCCCCCCCCCCCCCCGCCCCUGGCCACCUCUUCUUUUGCACUCUUUUCAUCUUCUCCCUUUAGAGCUUGCAGCACUGAUAUACGGAGGCUUCCCUCGUGACUACUACUGGGGGAGGAGGUACUCCCGGUUCCGUUAGGGCAAGCCCUACUCUGCUUCUGGAGGACUUGAUGAAAAGGUCACGGGUAUGUGGAGUUGCAGAAGCUCCUGAGACAGUAUUUCUGUGGCUGGGCUGCUGCUCCAGGCUGUCUUUAUGCUCAGGAAAGUAAUGUUCCCAGUGCUGCUUGGUGUGUGUGUGCACUUUAAUGCCAUGAGGUCCUCCUCCCCACCCGUUCGUUCAUUAAUUUAUUCUGCUUCUGUACCAUGGAAUAUCCAAACCUCUCUGGGUGGUUCACAAAAAUUAAAACUCUAAAAUAUGACGUGAUAAAACACAAUAUAGAGCCUUUAACAAACCAAAUUUUUAAAAUGUGCUCCUGC